This is a messenger RNA of Impatiens glandulifera, 1315 nucleotides long. Its product is annotated as G-patch domain-containing protein 1. Gene Ontology annotation, biological process: regulation of ribosome biogenesis. Bases 1 to 1140 code for a protein of 379 amino acids. Gene Ontology annotation, cellular component: nucleolus. Gene Ontology annotation, molecular function: nucleic acid binding. The transcript is spliced from 11 exons. The record is from RefSeq and is a predicted model, not a curated record. NCBI's taxonomy places the organism in Eukaryota, Viridiplantae, Streptophyta, Magnoliopsida, Ericales, Balsaminaceae.
AUGGCCGAGCCUGAAGCUUCUGUUUGCUAUGUCGGAGUCACUCGAAACUCUGCCGCUUUUCGUCUUAUGAAACAAAUGGGGUGGGAAGAAGGCGAGGGGCUUGGGAAAGACAAGCAAGGGAUCAAAGGAUAUGUCAGAGUGAAGAACAAACAGGACACUGUUGCAUUAAUUUUGAGGAUUGAUGUAGGGAUUGGAUUGGACGGGCCCAAGAAAAACUGGGCUUUUGAUACAUCGCAGUUUGAUGACAUUCUCAAGAGAUUGAAAGUGCAAGCAACACAGACCAAAGAUGAAGUCGAUGUAAAGAACAAAGUCGAAGAGGAUAAAACAGAUGAAGAUGACGAUAAAUCAAAUGCAUCUGAAAUGGAAAUUGAUGUGGUUGUCAAAACAACAAGGCCGCAAGGAAGGUAUAAGAAGAGGGAGAGGGGGAAAUGUGUUCAGGGAUAUUCUGCCAAAGAUCUCGAAGGAAUACUUGUAAACAAGAACAAGGAUACUACUAAUGCAGAUUUCAAUAAGGGUACUAAAUCAAGAUUGAUGGAUGCAUCUGAAUGUACUCUUUCAGUGGUUGAAGAGAUCAUAUUAAAAGAGCUUCCACCUGAUUGGUGGGGUUUUAAGCUUGGAUUUGUAUCAGGAGGAGUUCUUGGAUCAGAAGCCAAAAGGAAAAACCUCAAUACCAACAAAGAGAGGAGUACUUUCUGUGAAGAUGAUCAAGAGAAUCUUUAUAAUCUUGUCCAAAAUACGGCUACGACUGGAAAACAAGGAUUGGGUAUUAAGGAUCGUCCAAAGAAAAUAGCUGGUUGCUACUUUGAGGGGAAGAAAACUAAUUUUGAUGACAGUGAUGCUGAUGAAGAUUCAAGAAGUGAUUGUGAUGAUGAUGAUGACAAUGAUUGUUUAGAAGAAGAAGAGGAAGUGGGGAGGAAGAAAGAGCCAAAAUUGAAGUUGAAAAAGCUUUGUAGGAAGCUUCUUAAUCAAGUGCCUGAGAAGAAACUCAAAUUGAAACAACUCAAGGCUCUUCUUGACGAGAAAGCACCCUCUGUUUUUGCCAAUUUCUCCAAGGGAGACGCCCUCGCUUUCUUAAAAAACAAGCUUGAAGGCAACAAGAAGUUUUUGGUGGAUGGGAAGAAGGUUAGCCUCUCUAGAUAAAAGAGUGGUAACUGAAAUUUUGAUUCAUUUGAGAAUUUAUAUAUUGCUACCAAACUUGAUUUUUCUACAAUGCUUGCAUACAAUUGUUUGAAUUGUAUAAACAUUAAGACUAUGAUUAUGUUGGAAAAUAAUAUGUUGUCAUUAAGCUAUUAUAAUGGAUUAAGUUUUUUUUUUU